This is a messenger RNA of Salmo salar (Atlantic salmon), 2600 nucleotides long. The record is from RefSeq and is a predicted model, not a curated record. NCBI's taxonomy places the organism in Eukaryota, Metazoa, Chordata, Actinopteri, Salmoniformes, Salmonidae.
CCACUUCAUGUCCCAACACAGAAAGUCCGUGUUUAAGGAACAAGAGGAAGAAAUGGACUUUACAGGUAGAAGACAAAAACAUCAGAGCUGAGUGAGCUGUGACUUACAUCUAAAAUGAGUCUCUCUGGGGAGAGAGAGGAGGGGACCACUGCCUCUAAAAUGAGUCUCUCUGGGGAGAGAGAGGAGGAGACCACUGCCUCUAAAAUGAGUCUCUCUGGGGAGAGAGAGGAGGAGACCACUGCCUCUAAAAUGAGUCUCUCUGGGGAGAGAGAGGAGGGGACCACUGCCUCUAAAAUGAGUCUCUCUGGGGAGAGCGAGGAGGGAACCACUGCCUCUAAAAUGACUCAAGACACCAGUUCUAAGAGUGUCCAGAAGCCCAGUUCAGAGUCACCUACAACCAGCCUGUUAUCAAUGAAGAGUGAUCAGCCACCUGCUUUCAGCCAGGAACCAUUACCAGAUGACAAUAAGGAAGUGGAGAGUUUGGACAGUGAGGAUGUAUUAAAGAUCACACACAACCUUCUGGACAGAAGAAGUCAAACUCUGCUGACAGUCCAACAAGACAUCAAGGCUAAACUGAAACACAAGUAUCAACACAUAUCUGAAGGAAUUGGACACCAUGGAAACCAAAGUCUGUUCAAGGACAUCUACACAGAGCUCUACAUCACAGAGGGUGGAAGUGGAGGGCUCAAUAAUGAACAUGAGGUUAGACAGAUAGAGAUGGCAUCCAAGAAGCAAACCACACAAGAGACACCAAUCAAAUGCGACAUCUUCAAGCCUUUACCUGGACAAGACAAACCUAUCAGAACUGUGCUGACAAAAGGAAUCGCUGGCAUUGGAAAAACAGUCUCUGUGCAGAAGUUCCUCCUUGACUGGGCAGAGGGAAAAGCAAAUCAGGACGUUCAUUUCAUGUUUCCUCUUCCUUUCCGUGAUCUGAACCUGAAAAAGGACCAAUACAGUCUGAUGCAACUUCUUUCCCACUACUUCUCAGAGCUGAAAGAGAUUGACAGCAUUGAAGAUGGUGAAACCAAAACUGUUUUCAUUUUUGAUGGUCUGGAUGAGUGUCGACUUCCUCUAGACUUCAAAAACAAUGAGAAGUGCUGUGAUGUCACGAAGCCAACCUCAGUGGACGUGCUGCUGACAAACCUCAUCGAGGGGAAUCUGCUUCCAUCUGCUCUCCUCUGGAUAACCACACGACCUGCAGCAGCCAAUCAGAUCCCUCCUGAGUGUGUUGACCAGGUGACAGAGGUACGAGGGUUCAAUGAGCGACAGAAGGAGGAGUACUUCAGGAAGAAAAUCACAGAUCAGAAUCUGGCCAAUGAUAUCAUCAAACACAUGAAGACAUCAAGGAGCCUCCACAUCAUGUGCCACAUGCCAGUCUUCUGUUGGAUAUCAGCCACUGUCCUUGAGAUGAUACUGAAAGAGGCAGAGAAGGAUGAAGUCCCCAAAACUCUGACCCAGAUGUACUCACACUUCAUUCUCAUCCAAAUCACUUUGAAGAACAGGAAGUACAACAAAUCCACAGAAACAAACCCAAAGGAACUGUCUCAGUCAGACAAAGAGAUGAUCCUGAAACUGGCCAAGCUGGCUUUCCAACAGCUGCAGAAGGGCAACCUGAUCUUCUAUGAGGAGGACCUGAGAGAGUGUGGCCUUGAUGUCACAGAGGCAUCAGAGUACUCAGCAUUGUGUACAGAGAUCUUUAAAGAAAAAUCUGGGCUGUACCAAGAGAAGGUCUACAGCUUUGUGCAUCUGAGCAUUCAGGAGUUUCUAGCAGUAGUGCAUGCUUUAGAAUCAUGUCUGGACAAGAAGGAAAAUGUUUUCUCCUCCGCUAGUGGUGGUGAGGAGAAGGAGUCAAUCCAGUUGUCUGACUUACACAGGAGAGCAGUGGACCAGGCCUUGAAGAGUGAGAAUGAACACCUGGACCUGUUCCUCCGCUUCCUUCUGGGUCUAUCACUGGAGUCCAAUCAGAAUCUGUUACGAGGCCUUCUGACACAGACAGGAAGUACAACACAGAGCAAUAAGAAAACAGUUGAGAGAACAGUCAGGUACCUUUCAGACAAGAUCGAGGAGGAAUCCUCACCAGAAAGGAUCAUCAACUUGUUCCACUGUCUGAAUGAACUUGGUGCCAACUCUCUAGUUGAAGACAUGCAGACCUCCCUGCGAUCAGGAACUCUUUCAGAAACAAGACUAAAACCUGACCAAUGUUCAGCCCUGGCCUACCUGUUACUGAUGUCAGAGGAGGUGCUGGAGGAGUUUGACCUGAAGACAUACAACACAUCAGAGGAAGGUUAUCAGAGGUUGCUGCCAGUAGUGAAAACCUGCAAGAGAGCACUGUGUGAGAGUUGACGAGGACAAGGCUGGAGAUCACUCUGUCAUGCUGAUUGAGUUCAAAUAACAGACUGGAAUCUUCAAAAGGAGUGUGGUGCUUAGAAUCAUUGUUUUUCCACUGUCAAAUGGGGCGGCAGGGUAGCCUAGUGGUUGGAGUGUAGGACUACUAACUGAAAAGUUGCAAGUUUUAAUUUAAUAUUUGAAAUUAAUAUUUGUGUCGUUCUCAAAACUUUUGUCCACGACUGUACAGUAUCAUUAUAAUGAAGGAUUUGUAU